ACAAUUAAGCCAAAUGGUGAAUGGACAAGCCCCCUUGCCCAGCCCAGGCUGGGGUAUGCCGCUAGGGAAAACUGAGUGUUUUCUGUGUCCCUCCAGACCCUUGUCCUGUGCCAUCUCUGACCUCCAGCUAUCUUCAUCCCAGCCCUCGACCUGCUCCAGAGCCUGGUGGUUUCCCUUGGAUGAGAGCAGGGAGCACAGGCAGAGGGUGACGUGGCCUAGGGCAGCUCUGGCCAGACACGCCUCGAUUAUAUCUCCUGCCACUUGGGCACGGCUGCAGGGCAGGUGAUGGGGCGCGUGCCAGUCACGCAACUGCUGGCUGGCCCUGGGGACAAAUCCCCGGCAGCUCCCCAGACCUGCAGUGGGCUGUGGUGACUCCAGACCAUGGAUGAGGUGCAGAAGGGGCUGAUCUCUGUCAUCCAGAAGCUGAAGGGCUCCCCAGAGCAGGAGCUCCGCAUCGUACUGCUGGGGCUGGACAACGCCGGGAAGACCACACUGCUGAAAUGCCUGGUGUCCGAGGAGGUCAGCACCGUCACGCCCACCCAGGGGUUCAACAUAAAGACCAUCCACUCGCAUGGCUUCAAGCUCAAUGUCUGGGACAUUGGGGGGCAGCGCUCCAUCCGUCCAUACUGGAGGAAGUAUCUGGGCAACACCGACCUGCUGAUUUAUGUCAUUGACAGCGCAGACCAGAAGCGCUUCGAGGAGACGGGGCAGGAGCUGGCAGAGCUCACUGAGGAGGAAUCUCUCAUGGGAGUCCCGCUGCUAGUGUUUGCCAACAAGCAGGACCUAGUGACUGCAGCACCUGCAGCCGAAAUCGCAGAAGGGCUGAGCCUCCACACCUACCGGGACCGGGAAUGGCAGAUCCAGUCCUGCUCAGCCCUGUCUGGGGAAGGAGUGCAGGAUGGGAUGAACUGGAUUUCCAGCCAGAUCAUGAAUCGGAAGAAGUGAGAGCUGCUAAGUGCAGGACUGGACCAAACUGCACAUUCCUUAGCCAUGGCCAAGCUCUUGCCCCUAGGCUCCCCCAAAGGCUUACCUGGGCCUUGACCCCCCAGACUACC
Molecule: messenger RNA, 1055 nt
Organism: Dromaius novaehollandiae (emu)
Lineage: Eukaryota; Metazoa; Chordata; Aves; Casuariiformes; Dromaiidae
Product: ADP-ribosylation factor-like protein 3
Exons: 7
Coding region: 382-945 (187 amino acids)
Biological process (GO): cilium assembly
Cellular component (GO): cytoplasm; microtubule cytoskeleton
Molecular function (GO): GTP binding; GTPase activity
Source: RefSeq, a predicted model, not a curated record